GUGCUGCCUCCUACGGAAAAUUAAUCAAUCACAAAUUCUAGUACGUCUUCAUCGCCACAACAUUCUCCGUCAUGUUUCUUUAAUUUAACAUUAAAAAAAUAAUGUUGGAAGAUGCAUCCUCUGACACUCACGUAUAUUACGAUGCUUCAUCCUUGCAACCAGUUACACUCCAUUUUCCGAAAAUCAUAAAUUCGAUGUAGAAUUUCAAAAGUCAAUCCGAUUGCUUCCAAAAUUUAUGGACAUUAACCUCCGUCAAUAACAUCGUCUCGUCAACUGACUGAUUGCCACCUAUAAACCGUCUUACGGAAUGGACAAUUGACAAUGCAGAGAAGCUACAACAAUGAUUAACGACUCUAAUAAUCCGUGACACAUCUAUCAAUGAAGACAGCCCUUUAUCUCCUUUCCUCCAUCUUGUUUUCUUGUGGCGAGUUCCCCGUGGGAUUAUGACAGGAAGAUUGUCCUUGGUGGAGCAGAAGAAAUUGCAGUGGGCCAAAGAAAGGGAGGAAAUGGCCAGAUUAUGCGGGCAAUGGGGUUCUUUGAAAAAUUGUGAUCCUGUACGUACGACUAUACGGACUUAUCGUACCGGGACUAGAAUGUCUUUGACGGAAACUAAUGGAAAGCAGUCACAGCGCGGACAAUACGGAAGUACAAUAAGCUUGAAGAGUUUGUCAAUGGGAAAUACCGGAAACAGUACAGUGAGCUUGCAAACUUUGAAUUGUCCCAACGGCAGUUUGAUCAGCUUGAACGAUCAGACAGAAUUUUCAAAAACGGCGCGACGCAGAAGUCCCAGUUUACCGCCAAUUCAUAGCAAGGAUCAAGUCCAGUACUUGUCCCAGGAACAACGUGAACUGGGGGUGGAGGGCUUACGUUUCUACCCUCAGCAGCAGCAGCAGCAACAUCAGAGGUACCAGGAACGGGACACGAGCCAGAUUAAUAUAAGGGAGCGUUACGGUUCGCCACGCGAAGAACGCGAGGGUGAGACUUCCGGGUACGCCAGUGAUUCUGCCGAAGCAGCCUUGCCGCAGAGUAACAACGGUCUUUUACCAGGCUGCAAACCUACGGUGAUGACUGAGAGCAAUUGGAAUUCUGGUAAUUAUUAUGGUACACCUGAGAGCUCUCUGCCACCCUCCAGAAGACUCUCGGCUGCUAAGGGUGGAGAAUUGAAUAGGCCUAGAUGGGGUGGUAUUUGGGGACAGGAUUUAAUUAGGGGUGAUCCACCUCCACCCUCUUGGCUCGAGAGGGGACUUUCUAGACUGGAUCAUACGAGUCAGGUCCUGGUGAUCAAUCAUGACAGCGCAAGUAGUCCAGACAGUUCCACGACAGGAUCAGCCGGUUCUGAUUCCAACAAGACGUAUUUGCGUGGACAAAAUAUUCCAGUGGACGCGGAUAUACUUCAGGAACGUGAAAUUAAACGACAGAAGGCUUUAGAGCUACAGAAUGCAAUAAAGCAGCAAUUGGAAGAGCGGGACAGACAGAGAAAGGCGGAAAAGGAAAGGAGAUUGAAGGAAGAGAGAGAGGAGGAGGCGAGAAUAAAGCGAGAGAGGGAUUUGGAAAAGGAACGAUUCGAGGAGGAACAGCGACGAUCGAAGGAGAAGGAGAAUGCGAAAAUGAAAAAGGCUGAAGCCAUGCGUGAAGUUUUGGAAGCUGCUGAGAGACUGGCAAAGGAGGAGAAGAAAUUGAGAAGAAAGAGAGACGAGAGCAGCGAUGAUAACGGCAAGGAGAUCAAUAUAAAUGUAUACGAACCUUCCAAGGACAACAGACUGAACAAAUCGUCCUGUAGUAAAAAUAUUGAUCAUCCAGUGCAGCAAAAUAAUUAUUGCUGCGACAAUUCAAUGAAGGAAAAUAAGCAGAUGAACAAUCAGCGAGAAUGUAGUAAUCUUGAUAGGGAGAAAGAGAAGAAUCCUGAUAAGAGAGAUCCUGACGAGCCUAAUCAACCUACCAGUAUACAGCUUCCAGUUAGCAAGGACGUAGCUAUAGUCCUUAGUGGCAGAUUAGAUGAUCCUGAAAUUCUUAAAACAGCCAAUCUCCAAUUGGUCAAUCUAGUGGUCACUCCUAGUCCUAGAAAUAUUGAGAAUGGCGCCAAUACCCUUGCUACAGGACUGACUGCUCUUGUUCAGAGUCUGGGAAGUCCUGCAGGACGAAAGUCAUCCUUGAAACUUGGUACUUCGCCUAGGAUUGUGGAGAAUAGAAUUCUCACGCCUAGCAAGUACAGGACGUUCAAUGGACGGGAUUUUGGGACUCAGACUGAAGCUAAUCAAGAUCUUCAAGUCCUACAGGAUAACACGAACAAGGAAGUUUCCAUCAAGGAACGUAAGGAGGCUGUGAAUGCCAAUAGAAGAGACGUGGAGAAAUCAACGAAUACUGGUCCUGCGGAAGAGAUGUCUAUGAAGAACUUAACUAGAUCUAAAUCGCAACCAAGACCUAGCUUGGAGUCAAGACCACGUUGGAACGCAAAUCGACCAGGCACGCGAUAUCGAACACAGAGCGAAAAGGAUCCGCAUUAUCAGAGACGACUUAGACUCAGAAGACGUCAGGUAGAAUCUAGCGAUGAGGGAUCUAGAUCGCCAUCGCCCGAUAGAAGAAAGCCUAUGAAUUCAAAAUUAAAAACUAGAAAUUCAAUGAGACGCAAAGUAAAAUUGGAUAGUUAUGAUGCGGAUCUGUCAAUGGACAGUUUGAAUUCUGUUGUGCCACUGCGAAUAGAUAAAAAUGGUCGUGUCCACGUUGAGUCGACGAAAGUCGAAUGUGAUAGUAAAUUUCACAGUAACAGUGAUAACAGCACGGAUAAAAGUCCAACGAUAAAGGAAGCCAAUGAAAAUAUGGACAGUUGGUGCGGUCGAGAAAUUUUGUCGCAGUUGACAUCCCUGAGAAAUGGUUUACUGAUGAAGAAAAAAGAAUGGGAUCCUCAAAGAUGUAUAAUAUCGCCAACACCAGAUUUCUACUGAUUCCCAAAUAAACAAAAAUCCUUUUUUAUUUUUCCAUUAAAGUAGCUAAUCGUACCAUUAGCGCACCAACAAGGAAGACAAGAAUCAUUAAACAAAAAGUAAUGUAAACAAAAAAUGAAAUCUGUAGUUUGUUGAUUUCCAGAAUUGUUGAAAGACAACAAUGGCCUUCCAAUUGGACGAUCUCCUCAAAGACGACAAGAAGGACGCUAAUUUGAUUCCAGAUCUGAGCAAAGCCACUUGCAACUCUCAGGAAGAAUUUAGAAGACUCUUGGAACGUUGUCCAGAGUACAAGAUAAAGCCAGAGAAG
Molecule: messenger RNA, 3249 nt
Organism: Cephus cinctus (wheat stem sawfly)
Lineage: Eukaryota; Metazoa; Arthropoda; Insecta; Hymenoptera; Cephidae
Product: DNA ligase 1
Exons: 12
Coding region: 444-2942 (832 amino acids)
Biological process (GO): cilium assembly
Cellular component (GO): microtubule; cilium
Molecular function (GO): microtubule binding
Source: RefSeq, a predicted model, not a curated record